AUGAAGUCAGUAACUGAUACUUUGAGAGAAGCUCAGGCUCUCGGUUUGAAUCCAGAAGCUGUUGAAAGAUUACUAGAACAGGAGCAAGCAAGAGAGGAACGCGAGGAGCGAGCUUCUGAACGAGAGAUGAAAAAAAUAGAAUUAGAAUUAGCAGAGGCUGAUAAGCGACGCUCUCACGAACUCGCUAUGGCCCAGUUAGCAUGUUCUAAUGCCGAAAGUAAGAGUACGUCUCUUCAAAUGUACGAUAAUUUAAGAUUGCCUACCUUUCACGAUGGUCAAGAUGAAAUAGAUAGCUACUUGCAGAGAUUUGAGCGGUUAGCUACUCUACAUAAAUGGGAUAAACAAAAUUAUCACGUUUAUUUAGGAUCAGUUUUGAGAGGUCACGCAUUGAAAGUAUACGUAUCGUUACCUGACGAGACGGUGAAAGACUAUGAGAAGUUGAAGGAGGCUUUACUCAGAGCUUACUCAGUGGAUGCCGAUAUGUAUAGACGUUUGUUCAGGGAGAUGCUACCGAAAUGGCAGAGGCUGCCGAAAGGUACAGGAGUGCGCAUAAUUUUCGCGGUCGAUCGCAGAGGUUUUUUUAAGCCAAAUAAGACUGUAGCGAAGGAUAAUGUACCGAUUUGCCAUGGGUGUGGUAAGACUGGACACAUUAGGCCUCAGUGUCCUGAUAAUCCUAGAAAUUAUAAGAAAAUGAGCACUAGUGUUAAAAUCCCGCCUGAAUCAAAACCUGAUGAAUCUUCUGCCAAUCUUGAUCUUGAUCGUUUCGAAUCGUCUGGAGAUCAUUUCCCCUCUCCUAAGUCUCCGAAUCAUUUACCUAAGGUAUGUAAUGAUGUCCAUUCCAAAUCGCUUGAGACUGUUAUGAGAGUGGAGACUCGUGCAAUGACGGAACAAUCAGAUGAACGUAAGCCUCUGAAGUGUCCCGCAGUGUCGCAACUUGACAUCGGUAAACUUGACGUCAUUAAUGCUCAGAACACAUGUCCUACUUUAAAGUCAAUUAGGGAAAAGGUAAAGACAGGAAAAAUAGACCAUGUUAAGAAUAGAGCAGUGAAAUAUGAAGUAAUUAGUGGAUUAAUCUAUAGAAUCUGCUUAGAUAGUAAAUUCGAUCAUGAAAAGGAUAGAAAACAACUGGUUGUUCCUGAGAUUUACAGAAGUAAAAUAUUAAAUCUUGCUCAUGAUUCAUUGACAGCUGGCCACUUUUCACACAGGAAAACUAGCCAUAAGAUAUUCCUUAAGUUUUUCUGGCCUGGAGCAGGAGCUGAUAUCAAGCGUUAUUGUAGAUCGUGUCACAUCUGUCAAAAGGUUUCGCACAAAGGCCGCGUUAAGAGGGUGCCGAUGAAAACUGUUCCCGUCAUUUCAGAGCCUUUUUCACGUGUCGCCAUUGACCUUGUCGGUCCGGUAUCACCUUGCUCCGACCGCGGACACAGAUACAUUCUGACUAUGAUAGAUUAUUCUACGCGUUUCCCCGAAGCCGUCUGUCUGAAGAACAUAGACACAGUGACUAUCGCAGAGAGUUUAGUUGAGAUUUUCUCUCGGGUUGGUAUCCCAAAAGAAAUCUUGUCGGAUCGCGGAACUCAGUUUCGAUCAGACCUAAUGGCCGAGAUUCAUAGAUUGCUGUCAGUUAAAGCUCUGUACACAACCCCGUAUCAUGCGAGUUGCAAUGGCGCGGUUGAACGUUUGAAUGGAGUCUUGAAAGCAAUGAUUAAAAAGUUGUGCUCUGACCAUCCGCGAGACUGGGAUAGAUAUCUUCCCGCCGUUCUUUUUGCUUACAGGGAAAUCCCGAACGAUUCGCUGAAGUUUUCUCCAUUUGAACUCCUUUAUGGAAGAACAAUUAGAGGUCCGCUUACCAUUUUGCACGAACUUUGGUCUAAUGACGAGAUUGAUAAUGAAGUAAAGACUACAUAUCAAUACGUAACAGAAUUAAGAUCCAGAUUAGAGGAAACUGCAAAAUUGGCUGUCUCCCAAGCCGAGAUAAGCAGCAAGACUUACAAAAGCAAUUAUGACCUUAAAUCUAGAAAUCGCAAGUUAGAGGUAAAUGAUGAAGUGCUUGUACUCUUGCCCACUGAUCGCAAUAAAAGGAUUAUGCAAUGGAAAGGCCCUUAUCCAGUCAUAGGCGUUAAAAAUAAUGGAGUAGAUUAUACCAUCAAAGUGCGUGGAAAGAGUAAACUUUUUCACAUAAAUAUGUUGAAGCGAUACUUCCGUCGUGAUGAAACUACUCCUGAGAAGAACAAAAUUGUUAAUGUAUGCAUUGUGGAUGAAAAUGAUUGUGAUAAUGUAGAUGAGACUAUGUAUCUGGAAUUGACAAAUGGUGAAUCUUUAAAUAUAGGAUGUGAUUUGAGUGUUCGACAAAAGGAUGCUGUAAGUGUUCUUAUUUCUGAAUUUCCUGAUGUUUUCACCGACAAGCCAGGUCAUACUAAGUCUAUAGAACACGUAAUCAAUCUUGAGACCACUAACCCCGUUUGCAAGAAACCUUAUCCUAUACCCUAUAAUCUCAUUGAUGUUUUCAACAAGGAAGUUGACAAAAUGCUUGAGCUAGGCAUAAUUGAGCCAUCUGUAUCACCUUAUUGUUCACCGGUCGUUCUCGUAAGAAAGCGCGAUCAAACUUACAGGUUCUGUAUCGACUUCAGGAGCUUGAAUGACAUUACAACUUUUGAUUGUGAACCCAUGCCCACAACUGAAGAAGCUCUGGGUAAUUUUGUAAAUGAUAAAUAUUUUACCGAGAUAGAUCUUAAAUUAGGCUACUGGCAGAUUCCUCUAUCUUUUGAAUCUAAGAAAUGUACUGCUUUUUCCACAAACAGAGGACUCAUGCAAUUUGUAAUGGUGCCAUUUGGACUCAAAACGGCUUGUGCAACAUUUGUUAGACUUAUGAGAAAAGUGAUUUUUGGAUUGAAGAAUACAAAUUGUUACUUUGACAACAUUGUAAUUCAUAAUUCUAAUUGGGUUGAUCAUUUACAGGAUUUGAGAUGUUUGCUGAAUAAAUUACGGUUGCAUGGCUUAACGGCUGGUAUAAGUAAGAGCUUCUUUGGGUACAAUAGAAUAAACUAUCUUGGAGUUGUUCUCGGAGAAAAUGUUAUUAAACCACCCGUAGACCGAAUUAGAGCGAUUGAGUUAAUGCCUUUGCCUAUAUUCAAAAAGGAGCUAAGAUCUUUCAUUAGAACAAUUUCAUACUAUAGAAAAUUCAUACCAAAAUUUGCUAACAUUUGUGCUCCUAUGAAUGAACUAUUGAAGAAGAAUUCAAGUAAUAAACUGAAUUGGAAGAGUGAACAAGUUUCUAGCUUUCUAGAGUUAAAAUCCAAGCUCUCGGAUAAACCAAUCCUGUGUCUUCCUGACUAUUCGAAGACCUUUUUCUUACGGUGUGAUGCUUCUGAGAAUGGUAUUGGGGCGGUCUUGCUUCAGGAACAGAACGGAACAAAGAUGCCUAUAGCUUAUGCUAGCCGAAAGCUACUCGAUAGGGAAAAGAAUUUUGCAACUAUUGAAAAGGAAUGUUUGUCAAUCGUUUGGGCUAUCAACAAAUUUAAAACUUACAUCUAUGGUAAGGAAUUUGUGCUAGAAACUGACCAACAACCCUUAAUAUAUCUCAAAAACAUGAGAAAUUCAAAUGGAAAAUUAAUGUGA
Molecule: messenger RNA, 3612 nt
Organism: Penaeus chinensis
Lineage: Eukaryota; Metazoa; Arthropoda; Malacostraca; Decapoda; Penaeidae
Exons: 3
Coding region: 1-3612 (1203 amino acids)
Biological process (GO): DNA integration
Molecular function (GO): zinc ion binding; nucleic acid binding
Source: RefSeq, a predicted model, not a curated record